AUGCUCGGCCAACACUUUCUUUCAUUGGGUCUCUUUCUCUCUUCAUUUCAUCAAGUUCUCGCUCUUACUUUGAAGCCCUUGGCGUCUGAUCAUUUUGUUGAUAACCAUGGAGUGGCAAAGAGAAACAGAAAUGGUACUCAUCAUAUUGAUCAUAAUCAUCUAGAUCUUCAAGAUUAUGAGAGUUUCUAUUGGGGAGGCCAUGGAGGCGAUAGCCUUAUUUAUGCUAAUUUGACUGGUAAUUAUUCAGACUUCUGACAGAUUCAUCUCGACACUAACAGUCUAUUACAGUCUUUUUCAACGAGGAGUAUGAGUUUGUCAUUGGGAUGGAGAAGUUCGACGGCAUGUUGAACUCCGUUGACUGCAGCGAGAAUAUGAUGCUGGAGUUCAAAGAUAAUGCAACCUUUACGUAUGCCAAACAAGCCUGGAACUGGGUUAGCGAUGAUGUCAACAAUACCUUUGUGUAAGUUCAUAACUUUCUCCUUUUCCUUGAUAUACCAGGUCACUAAUCCUUACUCUACAGAAUGGUGGCCAACUACGAUGGAUGCGGAGAUGACCAGGAGCGUCAGCCAUAUCUCAUCAACGAUAUUCAUUUCGAUCCCAACACCUACAAAGUGUACCUCGAAGCAGAUCAAAAGGAAUGGGAAGAGGUCGCAAAGACUUACACUUUCAACAUGGGCUACAAGCCUAUCAUGAACAGCACUGUGGCAUUGGCAAAGAGAGAUGAUCCCGACUUUACCAUGAGUCUUGCGAGUCACUUCAACAAGAACCUCUUCGCGACGAAAGUCAGCGGGGUUGAUCUCUCCGUCGAUUGCGUCGACUGUGGAAUUGUCGGUAGAAUGCUAGUGGACUUUGAUCUCGAAGUUCACUUGUUACAUGCUCCGAAAGCUACCAUGAAAGUAUCUCCUCAAGAUGUCGUUGCCACUAUGCAACUCGCCUUGACCGCAAGUGGAACCCUUGCCAAAGAGUACAGUUGGGACAAAAACCUCGUCUCAAUCCCAAUCGAAGGUAUCAAGGUCGGAAAAUUCGCCAAAAUCGGAGCAUUUCUCGACGUCGACGUUGGUUUCAAGAUGAACGAAUGGACAGGAGAGGUCAGAGCCGAUUUCGGCGCGAAAGCGUCUCUCUCAAACUCCGCCGUCGUCAAGAUCAACGCUCUGGAUCCCAAGAAUGGCGAGUUCUCGGGUUGGGAGCCAAAGUUGAGCGCCUUACCUCUUACAAUGAGCGCGAAGGUUGAUGGUGGGGUCGAGAUCUAUGCUCAGCCAUCUAUCACAUUGAGUGCUGAAGCCUUCGGCAAAGGUCUCGAGAUGGGUUUGGAUCUCAAAAUGCCAUACAUCCAAGGCGACUUCUCUGCAAUGGCCAUCUCCAGUGGAGUUUGCAACACGAAGAAAACAAUUGGUGUCACUGUCGACGCAAAAGCUGGUGUUGAUCUCACUGUUCAAGUCGCUACCGCUGGAAACAAGGCAAAUCCUUUGUGGGAGAAAUCUCUUUUCGAAAAGUCAUGGCCGUUGUUCAACAAAUGCUUCCCAUUCGGGCCAGAUAAUGCGCAAUCGGGAGUCUCUCAGCCACCUCUGCCUCCAAAGGCACCAAAUACCAAGGUGCCACUGCCUAAGACUCAGAAGCCACCGAAGACUAGACCAACAGAAGAGGCACCUGCAAAGACUCUCAAGCCUAACCCGACAAAAGGACAAGACCCGAAGACCACAAAGACAACUGACGAUGGCAAGAAGCCUACUUCUAAGCCAGCACUUACCAAAAGUACCAAAGCCUCGGAUGAUGACACCCACCCAACAGUCAAGCCCAACAGCUCGAAGCCAACCGCUGCUUCAACCAAAGUUUCAUCCAAAGACGGCGAGAGCACUCCAACCUCAGGGAAGCCCAAUUCAACCUCUGUUACUUCAAAAGACGACGAAAGCAAGCCCACCUCCAAGGCACAAUCAACCAAAAGCACCAAAUCAUCCGAUGACGAUAUAACAAGCACAGUCAAACCCGGCAGCCCAACCUCCAAGCCAGCGUCCGGCACAUCAAAAGCCUCAUCCAAAGACUUAGACAUCACCACAAGCGGCAAAGCACACCCCACCACCUCAUCAUUCAGCACAAUCUUCACCUCCAAACCCAGCACCAACCAGACCAGCAAAACGACCUCGCGAUCAAAGAAUCCCGUGACACUCCCACCCUUCACCCACCCCACGGGCGUAGCCGGGAACGUGACAAGCCAAACCACAUCCACAUCCGCGUUGUCGCUAAGCACCAGUCUUCCUAACCAACUCCCCACCAUCCACCAGAGCGAGAACGGAACGAAACACCCUGCCACCAUCCCUACCCACGCAGCGAGCUCCAACGCUGGCCACGCAAACCUACCCGUGCCAUCUGGGAGUGCGGGGAAUAGCACAUGUACAUCAUCUAAGACGGGUGCGAUGACUACCAGGAUUGGGACUGGAACGACGAAGAUUGUGGGGACGAGCACGAGUGUAAGUACCAGCACCGCAAAGAGUGGCGGGAAAUAUGAAUAG
Molecule: messenger RNA, 2507 nt
Organism: Hymenoscyphus albidus
Lineage: Eukaryota; Fungi; Ascomycota; Leotiomycetes; Helotiales; Helotiaceae
Source: the annotation of a GenBank genome assembly